AUGUCACAGUCACUCACCCAUACCCUCGCUACUGUCUUGCUCUUUGUUGCGAGCUUGACUUGCGCAACCGAUGCAUACUUUCCGAAGAACCAGAGAGAAAGGAGACAGAUUCUUGGGGACGUACCAUCGUGGACAACUCCUAGCUUCUGCACAGAAACCGGCCGAGUCAAAGAUAUAGCGAGCUUAAUGCUCCAUCCCCCACCCUCACCCCCAUCCAAAACGCCCAACUCCCCUUCCCCCUCCCCCUCCCCCUCCCCCUUCCCCUCCCUCUGCUCCGAAAUCCUCCGCCCAACACACACAAUAACCUACACCUCAACCCUCAUCGGCAGCACACCCAUCACCCUAACAUCCACCACAACACUUACCAUCUCAACAACCACCUCAGAAUACAGCCACAGCACAACCACAGCGCUCUGCCCCCUUCCUUACCCUUCCCCCUCAUCCCCUCCCAACCCCUCCCCCGCCACCAACCUCAAAUGCUCCCUCCCCGCCCUCGGCCUCCCCCAAAACCUACUGUAUUUCAAAAACGAUCUAUCAGGUAUACAAUGCCAUGAAUUAUGUCUAGCCGAUACGAGGUGUUUGAGUUUUCAGGUGGUGGUGCAGACGGAUAGAUUGGGGCUGGAGUUGGAGUUGGGUUCUGAUGGUGGUGGGAAGGAGGAGGCGGGGUUGAGGUAUUUGAGGUGUAAUGUUUAUAAGACACGGGUGGAGGGGAAUGUGGUUUUGGUUGAUAAUGAUGGGGAUGGAGGGGGAGAGGGGGAUGGGGAUGAGUUUGAAGAGGGAGCUGGGGCGAGAUUUUGGGAUAGAGGGUGUGCGGGGUUGGUUGCUGUGAGUUUUGAAGUGUUUCUUCCAGUUUUUGUGAUGAUGAUGGGAGGGGGGAAAGAAAUGAUGAUGAGGAUGAGGAUAGGCUGA
Cadophora gregata is the source of this 909-nucleotide messenger RNA. RefSeq lists its product as uncharacterized. The record is from RefSeq and is a predicted model, not a curated record. The transcript is spliced from 3 exons. Bases 1 to 909 code for a protein of 302 amino acids. NCBI's taxonomy places the organism in Eukaryota, Fungi, Ascomycota, Leotiomycetes, Helotiales, Ploettnerulaceae.